GCUGACCAGCUUGAAGUUGCAUUCAUCCUUUGUUCAGUCGCAAUGGUAGAGGGGACUGGCGUAGCCAGUGACAAUGCGGAGGACGAAGAAACAAAGAAACAACGGAUUGCUCAAGCCGUUGCUCGAUGUGAGGCUCCCAUCCAUCCGGACUUCUUGGUGGCUAAGACUCCAGCGACAAGUUCUGAUGCACAGUGCAGUUCAGAGCCUCCGACCAAAAAGCAGAAGCCGAACAGAGGUAUGAACAAGAACAAGGACUUGUUGCCCUUCAUGUCGCCCCAGAAUGACCGCUUGUUGUCCCUUCUUGCAGGAGCGGCGUGAGAAUGUAGCUGCCAUGAAGAAGGUGGCGGCGCUGCAGCUGUGCCCACGCUUGGCAUAUCUUAACGAAUGUGAUGGUAGCCUUGGUGAGCCUAGGUGUUCACAGAACCAUGAUCGGGAAGCUUUUGCAGAGACAAAGCUCCCAAACAUUGCGGAUGAGUGCCCCGUGCUUGAGGCGCUGGGAGUGUGUCCGGCGGGCUUGAACUGCCGCUUCUCAGGUCACGUCUUGGACGGGAAAAACGUUGACAAAUGCGGCGUUGCAUUGUCUCCGAAUUGCUCCUGGCACCAGAAGAUCCCUCACAUUGGCGUGGUCCCUGGAGAGAAGAAUAUCUUCAGCGAGGAUUUGCGAAUAUCUCUUCGGAAGAAGACUUACGACUUCUCCCGAGCAGAGGACCUGGCCAAGGCUUGGGAUCGUUGGCAUUCUCAGCGGCCCAAAGAUGCUGCAGAGAACGAUGAACGAUAUUCCUUGCCCACAGAUUCAGCGCGUUUCUUGGGGCCUCUAGUAGAGAAAGAAAGGCGUCGCAUUGACCUGAGAAACAAGAGUAUUCUGGCGCCUCUUACCACAGUCGGAAACCUGCCCUUUCGUCGCCUUUGCGUUGGUUUGGGAUGUGAGGUGACUGUGGGCGAAAUGGCUUUGUCCUUGUCAAUUGUUGAUGGUCUUCAAAGUGAGCUUGCACUAUUGCGCCGCCACGAAUCCGAGAAAUGCUUCGGGGUUCAAAUUGCCGGUGGCGAUGUUGCUGUUAUGUCAAAAGCAGCGCAGUUUAUUGAUGAACGGGUUGACUGCGAUUUUGUCGACAUCAAUUGUGGCUGCCCUCUUGACGAGGUUCAUCGUCGAGGGGCUGGUUCCAGGUUGAUGGCAAAAGCAGCCCAUCUAGAAGGCAUUGUCAGAUGCAUGUCAGGUGUAUUGAAGACUAAAGCCCUGACUUUGAAGAUGCGAACGGCGCACAUGGAGGACAACAAAGUGAAAGAUUUUAAUGGCCGCUAUGCUCAUAACCUCGUCCCAAAAUUGGAGGGCUGGGGAGUUAGUGCCCUGGUGCUGCACGGGCGAACAGCUCGACAGCGCUACACAAAGCUGGCAGACUGGGACUACAUCAAGGAGUGCAGCAGUCGAAGACGGUGCCAAACCCCGUUUAUAGGCUGCGGAGAUGCAAUGAAUUGGGAGGAAGUUGAGCAACAUUGUGCGAUGCAUGGAGUUGAUUCUGUCAUGGUUGGACGUGGUGCACUGAUAAAACCAUGGCUGUUCACGGAAAUCAAAGAGAAGAGACAUUGGGACAUCUCCGCUUCUGAGCGCUUGGAUUUGAUACGCGAUUUCUCUCGGUAUGGCCUUGAGCACUGGGGUGCAGAUUCGAGAGGUGUCGAGACCACCCGGCGAUUUUUGUUGGAAUGGUUGUCCUUCACCUGUCGCUAUGUUCCUAUUGGGCUACUGGAGGUACAAGAAGCAAAGAUCAAUUGGCGUCCGCGACCCUAUGUUGGCCGAAAUGACUUGGAGACGAAACUCGCUUCCACAAACUCAAAGGAUUGGGUCGAGAUAACAGAGAUGAUGCUGGGCAAGGUCCCGGAUGGUUUUUCAUUUGUUCCCAAGCACAAAUCAAACGCAUACCAAGCUGAAGGCAUGCAGGUGAAGGCCGAGGAUGAAGGUGCAGCAGGCUAGUCUUGGCGACCACUGUUGGGCCAGAGGAGCCCAAUGGUCAUUGUGAUUUUCCAAGUCGUAAGACGAGCUGGCCCGAAGCACAUGCUUGCAAACUCAAAAA
Messenger RNA from Durusdinium trenchii, 2066 nucleotides. The record is from the annotation of a GenBank genome assembly. NCBI's taxonomy places the organism in Eukaryota, Dinophyceae, Suessiales, Symbiodiniaceae.